Molecule: messenger RNA, 1362 nt
Organism: Cyclopterus lumpus (lumpfish)
Lineage: Eukaryota; Metazoa; Chordata; Actinopteri; Perciformes; Cyclopteridae
Gene: ppp2r2ca
Product: protein phosphatase 2, regulatory subunit B, gamma a
Exons: 9
Coding region: 1-1362 (453 amino acids)
Biological process (GO): peptidyl-serine dephosphorylation
Cellular component (GO): protein phosphatase type 2A complex; cytosol
Molecular function (GO): protein phosphatase regulator activity; protein binding
Source: RefSeq, a predicted model, not a curated record
AUGGGCGAGGACGCUGAAAGCACCAAAAUCAACCACACCUUCCUGCGAGACUACGUCACCGAAGCUGAUGUCAUCUCUACGGUGGAGUUUAACCAGACGGGGGACCUGCUGGCCACGGGGGAUAAAGGUGGCCGAGUGGUCAUCUUCCAGAGAGAGACUGAGUCCAAAGGGGAAUCGGAGGAGGUGGAGGAGACGGGGGACUCUGGGGAGUACAAUGUCUACAGCACAUUCCAGAGCCACGAGCCGGACUUUGACUACCUGAAGAGUCUGGAGAUCGAAGAGAAGAUCAACAAGAUCAGAUGGCUGCCCCAGCAGAACGCGGCACAUUUCCUCCUCUCGACCAAUGAUAAGACCAUUAAAUUGUGGAAGGUGAGCGAGAGAGACAAGAGGCCGGAGGGAUACAAUCUGAAAGAUGAGGAGGGGCGGCUCAAGGACACCUCUACCAUCACCUCCCUGCAGGUGCCGGUGCUGAAACCCACAGAUCUGAUGGUAGAGGUCCGUCCCAGGCGAGUGUUCUCCAACGGGCACACCUACCACGUGAACUCCAUCUCAGUGAACAGCGACGGGGAGACCUACAUGUCGGCUGACGACCUGCGCAUCAACAUGUGGCACCUGGGCAUCACGGACCGCAGCUUCAACAUCGUGGACAUCAAACCAGCCAACAUGGAGGAUCUGACGGAGGUGAUAACCGCGGCGGAGUUCCACCCUCACCACUGCCACCUGUUUGUGUACAGCAGCAGCAAGGGCACCCUGCGCCUCUGUGACAUGAGAGCCUCGGCGCUCUGUGACCGACACACCAAACUGUUUGAGGAACCUGAGGAUCCGGGGAGCCGCUCCUUCUUCUCGGAGAUCAUCUCCUCUGUGUCGGACGUCAAGUUCAGCCACAGCGGGCGUUACCUGCUGACCAGAGACUACCUCACCGCCAAGGUGUGGGACUUGAACAUGGACAAGGGCCCCGUGGAGACGUACCAGGUCCACGAAUACCUGAGGAGUAAGCUGUGUUCCCUCUAUGAAAACGACUGCAUCUUUGACAAGUUUGAGUGUGUUUGGAACAGCUCCGACAGCGUGAUCAUGACGGGGGCGUACAACAGCUUCUUCCGGAUGUUCGACAGGGAGACGGGCCGAGGCGUAACCCUGGAGGCCUGGCGGGAGAGCAGCAAGCCCCGGGCCGUGCUGCGGACCCGCCGCGUGUACAACGGCGGUAAGCGGCGCCGCGGGGACGUGGGCGUCGACAGCCUGGACUUCACCAAGAAGAUCCUGCACAUGGCUUGGCACCCGUCUGAGAACAUCAUUGCCAUAGCGGCCACCAACAACCUGUACAUCUUCCAGGAUCGCGUCAGCCCGGAAACCCAGUUACAGUGA